UUUAUGACAUUACUCUAUAAAACUUUCAUAAGGCCUAGACUAGAAUAUGGCACAGUAAUCACUAGUCCAAUUAAGAAAAACGACUCAAAAGCUAUAGAAUCAGUACAAAACGCGUUUACGAGAAGGCUUUACAGUAGAAUGAAAGGUAGAUACAUCAGACCAGAUGACAAAGAUUACAAAUCGGCCUCGGAAAGAAAUGAAUUAUUUAAGCUCUCAACGUUAGAAAAUAGAAGAUUAGCAAUUGAUAAAAAACUCAUAUCCCACAUGAUGACUGGGAAAAUAGGUCUUGAAACGUCUGAAUUUUUCAACUUUACUGAAAAUACACGUACACGUUCGAAAUACAAAUUCUCUUGGAGCAAGUGCAAAACUAGAAUUAGGCGGCAUUUUGUUAUUAAUCGUACCUUAAGUACGCA
This is a messenger RNA of Caenorhabditis elegans, 413 nucleotides long. Lineage: Eukaryota; Metazoa; Nematoda; Chromadorea; Rhabditida; Rhabditidae. The record is from the annotation of a RefSeq genome assembly.